AUGAUGAGACUUAAAAAAAUAUAUCGCGAUGAGCUAUUGCAAAUCGCGAUCAUACUCAGCCUCCUACGCGUGGACCCAUCCGUACACUUGGGGUACCUGAGUCAAACGAUAGGUAUCGGAAUAGACGACAAUUUGAAUAACAAUUCGAGUUGGUCGAAUUUAAAUCCGUUUUUCAAUAGGAGAUUGUACAUUCAUCCAAAGUGCGUUAAUUAUUCAAAUUUGUUGGAAUACGAACGGGAUUUGUUCGAAGACUUGAACGCUUUGGGUCGAUACAAUAGAAUAAAUGCGCAAAACGACAUAACGGCUUAUUUGUUGAACGUCAACGGUACGGGAGUGGAUUUGGAACAAGAUGUCGCCACUCCGACUCCGGAUGUUGCAUCCGAUGUCGUGGAAAACGGUACGGAAGUUGCAACGUCACUUCCGGAAGAUGUUUUGAUGAACGACAACGAUUUGUGGUUAAGCGUCAAAGAUGAAACCGUGGGUCAACAAUACGAAGUGGAAUUAACUCAAGAGGUUGAAAGAAAAGAGGGAAAAGUUGUCGAAUUAGUUACAACGAUAUCCGCGAGAUCGCGCCAACAUUCUAACACACGCGAUAUUAUCGUCGUUUAA
This is a messenger RNA of Pediculus humanus corporis (human body louse), 609 nucleotides long. RefSeq lists its product as uncharacterized. NCBI's taxonomy places the organism in Eukaryota, Metazoa, Arthropoda, Insecta, Psocodea, Pediculidae. The record is from RefSeq and is a predicted model, not a curated record. The transcript has 2 exons. The coding region runs from base 1 to 609 and encodes 202 amino acids.